UGGUUAACAAACGCAUAGCCAAAAGAAGACUGGGCGCCAGGCCCAGAUACCUGGGGUGGGGAGCUCUCUGGCCCUCAGUGUUCCUCCACCACUAAGUAGGUGCAACAGGGAAAGGUCCCUGUUUACCAACUGACCUUGACCCUGAGGGAGACCUUGGCAGGGGCGAGGUGUGUCCAUCUUGCUGGAGGACAUGCCCUUGGGUUAGUUACCCCAGGACACACUGGCCCCAGGGAUUGAAAAACUUAGGAAAUGGUAUUGAGAAAUCUGGGGCAGCUCCAGGAAGGGGGAAGCCACGGGAGCUGCGGGCUGGGCUGAGGUUGCAGGGGGGAGGCGGGAGCCAGAUAAAAGGCAGCCUCCAGCAGCCUCUGCUCAUUCCCUCCCAGUCCGCUUCCUCCGUCCCUCUGUCCCUCCACCGUCCCUGCACCAUGGGGCCUGCCUCAGGCCCCAGCCUGCUGCUGCUGCUGCUUACCACCCUGCCCCUGGCACCGGGGGACCCCAUGUUCUCCAUGAUCACCCCCAACAUCCUGCGGCUGGAGAAUGAGGAGACCGUGCUGCUGGAGGCCCAUGACUUGGAAAACAACAUUGCAGUCGCGGUCACUGUCCACGACUUCCCGGUGAAAAAGCAAGUGUUAUCCAGUGAGAACAGCGCUCUGACCAAAGACAACAACCACAUGAGCACAGUCAAAAUCAAGAUCCCAGCCAGCAAGGAAUUAACAUCAGAGAAGGGGAAAAAAUUCGUGACUAUCCAGGCAGACUUUGGGAGCACCGUAGUGGAGAAGGUGGUGCUGGUAAGCUUUCAGAGCGGGUACCUCUUCAUCCAGACGGACAAGCCCAUCUAUACCCCAGGAUCCACGGUCCUCUAUCGGAUCUUUACCGUGGACAACGACCUACUGCCCGUGGGCCGGACCGUUAUCGUCAGCAUCCAGACCCCCGACAAUGUUCUCAUCAAGAAGGACUCCCUGUCUUCUCAGAACCAGGUUGGCAUCCUGUCCCUGUCUUGGAACAUCCCGGAGCUGGUCAAGACAGGGCAGUGGAAGAUAGAAGCCCACUAUGAAGAUGCCCCGCAGCAGGUAUUCUCUGCUGAGUUCGAGGUGAAGGAGUACGUGCUGCCCAGUUUUGAGGUCCAAGUGGAGCCUACAGAGAAAUUCUACUACAUUGAUGACCCACAGGGCCUGGAGGUCACCAUCACGGCCAGGUUCUUGUAUGGGAAGAAUGUGGAUGGAAUAGCCUUCGUCAUCUUUGGGGUCCAGGAUGGUGAACAGAGGAUUUCGCUGCCCCAGUCCCUCACCCGUGUUCAGGUCAAUGAUGGCAGUGGGGAGGCCAGGCUGGAACGAAAGGUCCUGCUGAGCGGGGUGGAACCCUCCGGAGCAGAUGCCCUGGUGGGGAAGUCGUUGUACGUGUCUGUCACUGUUAUCUUGCACUCAGGUGAGGCCUGGUCUGAGGAAAGGGACCCAAAUGAGGGGGGAGGCCCAGUGUGAGGGCAGAGGCCCAGAAUGGAUGUGGAAUGCAGUGUGACAGGGGAGAACCAGUCUGAGGGCAGAGGGCAAGUGUAAGAGAGGAUAUCCAGAGGAAAGUGAUACCCAGUGAGACAAAGGAGGCCCAUUCUG
Panthera uncia (snow leopard) is the source of this 1607-nucleotide messenger RNA. It is a transcript of the gene C3, whose product is annotated as complement C3. Gene Ontology annotation, molecular function: endopeptidase inhibitor activity. Lineage: Eukaryota; Metazoa; Chordata; Mammalia; Carnivora; Felidae. The coding region runs from base 426 to 1478 and encodes 350 amino acids. The record is from RefSeq and is a predicted model, not a curated record. Gene Ontology annotation, biological process: complement activation. The transcript has 9 exons.